UGUAUAAAUACCAAGUGUAACUCCUGAUAUGGUACCACUCUUCUUCCGUCGUCAGACUUGACGUUAGUAGCCGUAACAACAAGUUUGCCGGGCAACAAUGGUUAGCAAAGUGUUGAUAACGAUGUCACUAAUGGUUUUAGGGGCUUUGGCUCAGUUUAACCCUAUAUUGGAAGUGACCAGCUGCACCAGAAGUAAGCUAGAACUGACGUUAACGGACGGUGCCGACGGGGGAAUAAUCUAUAUCCAAGGUCAAGGCGCAGCUUGCCGGCAGUUAACUACUUCGGGUGUCUCGUAUUAUACUAUUGACUUCGGAUCUUGUGGAAUACAAUGGUUACAGGAGGAAAGUUUUAAGGUGAUAGUCCAGAAGAAAUCGCUGUACCAGACUGGAGAUGAUAAACAGAUUCCAGUCAUGUGUAUUGCCGACCUGGGUGACUUGACCGUCAGUAACAGCCUUGAUGUUGCAGACAAAGAUGAUGAUGCCGGUCUGAAUAAGACGGUAAAACCCACUGCUACCAUGACAUUGUACAGCAAUGGUGAAAACAUUAAUGGAGGAACUGUAAAACUUACCGAUAUUGUCACCCUGGUGAUGCAACUUGAUGCCGAAUAUAUCGAGGAUUUUGACAUUAAAGCUAAGUCAUGUUUCGCAGACAACAUUGAAAUUAUCUCAAAUGCGUGUCCAGUGGAUACUGAGUUGUUCCCACACAUCAAUAGCAUAUCACAGGGUUUAAUACAAGCCCAGUUCGGAGCUUUUAGGACCACAUCUCUCGCUGGCGGCUCUGUCUCUAUGCCUUUCUCGUGUACCCUUCAAGUCUGCCUAGGGUCAUGUAGCUAUACGACCUGCAGUGACGGUUUUGUCAGUUAUGGAAGAAAGAAAAGGGCACUUGCAAAACGUCAGGCGGAGGAAAACAACAUGGAAGAUAUCAGUGUUGGUUCAUCUAUCUCAAUAACAACAGACGAAGUCACUAUCGAAAGUCCAGAUGACGACAACAACACUUGUAUGAAUUCGGCCGCGUUUGCAGCUUUGAUGACCGUCCUCACUGCCGGAAUGGUUUCCAGCUUUGGUGCUUUUGUUGUUGUCUUCCGCAAAUUUAUGGACAACAAACGAGUCCUUAUGCACCUUAACUCUAAAGGUUAAAUGCCGUUACAUUGUCCUUUUGUGCUUUAAAGCUGCAUGCCUCCAGAAGGGCCAAAAUAUUUCAAGAACAUAAAAAUUGAGAAAAAUGUAUUGAGGUUUAAUGAAAAGUAAAAGGACUAAAGAUAAAAGUAAAAAUUUCCAUGUUAUUUGCGAAUGAUGGCCAAUUUUUCAGUAAUUUCACCAUAUUUACUGCAUUACUAACGCAGUAAGGGUUAAUUUUGCAUAUUUUGACCUCUUUUUUGGUAAUUUACAUUGGUUGUAAGUGUCGUUUGAAAUGUGCAUAUUAUUUUCUCUGUCAGCUUAACAAUAUUUUACUUUUAAAAACAUUUUCAAAAUUUUCAUGAACAUUAGCAGGAAUCUGGAGGCUUGCUGCUUUAAGAGUAUAAUGCUAUAAAUCUGCUAUAUGGAAUUGAGAAAAAAGUUCAUUUUUUACAAGGAAUAAUUCCAAAAUACCUGUAUGAAAAACAUAUGUUUGAAUGUUUCUCUAAAGCCUCGGUCUCACUUACUCCCGGCAGAGCCCAGGACAAUCCCGGUAAGUUACCGGGAUGAUCCGGGAUGAAAUUAUUGUUGCGGUCACACUUACCCCGGCAGCACUACGGUAGUUCCCUACUAACCCAGGAUGCGCUCUGGAUCAUCCAGGCAGAGCCCAGGUGAAGCUACGGAUCAUGCAGGUGCUUCCCCGGUCGUUCCCGGAUGACGCCAGAAGAGCCCCGGUUGACCCAGGCAGAGCCCCGGUCGAUCCAGGCAGAGCCCCGGCAGAGCCAAGGACGAUCCAGCCAGAGCCCAGGUAGAACCCCGGUGGAUUGAAAACGCCCGAAAAUGAUAACAUAAAUACCUAAUUUUUAUUAAAUAUAAUAUCUAUUGUUCCAGAAUAGUAAUUCAUGAUGAUUUUCUGAAAAAUCCUUAUGCCAUACUGGAUAGAAGGUAAAUGGGAAGGCUUUUAAUACAAACAAGUGCAAUCAUCGCAAAUUGUCGUUAUUCUUUUGAAAUGAUCCGGGCUUUGCCGGGGCUCUACCGGGAUCAACCGUAGCUCUACCUUUAUCCUCCGGGACUCUGCCUGUAGUUACCGGGGCUCUGCCGGCAUAUACCGGGACUCUACCGUAGCUCUACCGGCUAUAUCAUACACCGGAUCAUCCCCGGUUUGUGCGGGCAGAGCUACGGUGCUUUCCCGGUAUAACCUCGGUCGUUCCCGGCAGAGCUAAGGAUGAAGCCGGCAAAGCUAUACCUUCCCGGAUCAUCCCGGACCACCCCGGUGAUAAAUAUUUUAUUCCAUCCGGGGUCGAAUGCCGGAUGUUCCCGGAUCAUCCAGGACGUUGCCGGCAGAGUUACGGAUGUACCCCGGUUGUUCCCGGUCGUACCCCCGAUCGUUCCCGGAUCACCCGGACGUCUACCAGGGCUCUGCCGGGAUGUAAGUGAGACUAUAGCUUGAGAGCGAUUAGCGCAUGCACGAAAUCAUUGUUAAACGUUUAAAUAUAUAUAUUAAGUAUAUAUAUUUAAAAAAGCAACAUAAUAAUUUGUUUUGGAACAGUUUAUUUUGUUAACAUACAAUAAUUAAAAGAGACAUCCUACCUGGCAACUCUUUCGAGAAUGCACCAAAAUAUUGUAAAAUCUUUUUUUUAAAAUCAUUUCAUAUAUAACUAUUUCAUAUAACUAUACAUGUAUUUAGUUAAUUCUUAUACUAUAUCGAUCAUACUUUAUACGUUUAACACCUGUCAAUAAUACUUGAGCUCGCUUAAUAGAAAAUAAAUUUCCACAAGAUAUUCAUUUCUUUUUAGAUUAAAUUUAUCUAGAUUUCAUAAUGCAAAGCUUUAUAUAUUGUUAAACCAAUGACCUAGCAAUGUCAUAUCUAGUUAAAUUACUUUAUUUAAAUUUUUAUUUUGUUUUUGUUUCCUUCCAGUUAUAAUUAUAUGCACAAUAAA
Ruditapes philippinarum (Manila clam) is the source of this 3054-nucleotide messenger RNA. RefSeq lists its product as uncharacterized. The coding region runs from base 98 to 1135 and encodes 345 amino acids. The record is from RefSeq and is a predicted model, not a curated record. Lineage: Eukaryota; Metazoa; Mollusca; Bivalvia; Venerida; Veneridae. The transcript is spliced from 9 exons.